Cadophora gregata is the source of this 1641-nucleotide messenger RNA. RefSeq names its product 26S proteasome non-ATPase regulatory subunit (gene RPN3). Gene Ontology annotation, cellular component: proteasome complex; proteasome regulatory particle, lid subcomplex. Bases 1 to 1641 code for a protein of 546 amino acids. Lineage: Eukaryota; Fungi; Ascomycota; Leotiomycetes; Helotiales; Ploettnerulaceae. Gene Ontology annotation, biological process: ubiquitin-dependent protein catabolic process; regulation of protein catabolic process. The record is from RefSeq and is a predicted model, not a curated record. The transcript has 2 exons. Gene Ontology annotation, molecular function: enzyme regulator activity.
AUGCCCAGCAAAACACCCCAUACGAACGGGGAAAAGCCUGUCGAGAAUGGAAUCAAUGGUACCAAGGACAUCGAGAUGAAGGAUGAUGCACCGGCCCCGCUAAAGGGUGGAAAGGGCAAGAAGUUGAAGGAAGGCGACGAGGAGAUGACCGUUGUUGUACCUCCCUCCAAAGGCACAAAGCUAUCGGCUCCUCCACCGAAGGACACUGAUGGUGAUGUGGCCAUGGAUGGGUUUGAGGGUGCAGAAGGAGAGGAUGCUGGGGCUGUCAAGAUCAAUCCGGUGGCCAAGGCUGUUGCAGAUAUUAAGAGCAACUUCCCUUUACUAGAACGCGCGGUUACCCUGUUCGAUGCUAGAUUCUCCCUUCGAGCCCUCCGGUCGAUUUCUUCCAUCCGCAAACGCCUUACACUGGACAUCCUGGCGCAAGUCAUCACUGAGACUUACCCAUCAACAAGCCCUGCUGCAAAGUCAUUACUGGUUGCGAUCGAUAGAGAAAAUGCCACAUUCACAAAGCCAGUUUCGUCUGAGAUGGAGCUCGACUCGGAGUCGAAGAAGAGUGCCAAGAAGGAGCAGAAGGAAAUCCUACCUGAAGUUGAUAUCUUCCUAGGAAUCCUGACACAAAUCUACUACCUGGAUAACAAGAUCAACCAGCAGGGUGCUGAGUUCUCGGCAUAUCUCGCUGAGCGGAUACACACUUUGAACCGCAGAACCUUGGAUUCCCUCACAGCCCGUGUGUACUUUUACUACUCAUUAUUCUGCGAACAGAUGGCUCCUCUCCCACCGUCUCCGUCUUCACCCGUUGUUGCUCUCCGGCCUACGCUCCUUUCCGCCUUGCGAACUGCCGUUCUGCGCAAGGAUAUCGAUACACAGUCUACUGUCAUCGUGCUGUUGCUAAGAAACUACCUUUCAACAUUUCACAUUGCUCAGGCUGAUCUCCUUUUGUCCCACACCCAAUUCCCAGAUACUGCUUCGAAUAACCAGGUUGCCCGAUUCCUGUACUAUCAAGGCCGCAUUCGGGCAAUCCAGUUGCAAUACUCCGAUGCCCACGAGUAUCUGGUCGCUGCUACACGAAAGGCUCCAACAAGCCCCAGUGCUGCAGGCUUCGCACAGACUGCUCAAAAGCUGUUGCUUGUGGUGCAACUCCUGAUGGGUGAUAUUCCUGAGCGCGCCACUUUCCGGGUCGCCAGCAUGGAGCGUGCUCUUCAACCAUAUCUUAUGCUUGUGCAAGCCGUCCGCGUUGGGUUGUUGGGCGAGUUCGAGAAUGUGAUCAACCAGCACGCCGAGACCUUCCGCCGCGAUGGGACGUACACACUCAUUCUGCGCCUCCGACAGAAUGUCAUCAAGACGGGUAUCCGGAUGAUGUCCCUGUCAUACUCCCGCAUCUCCCUCCGAGACAUCUGCAUACGCCUGAAGUUGGACAGCGAGGAGUCUGCAGAGUACAUUGUUGCGAAGGCUAUCCGCGAUGGUGUCAUUGAGGCUUCUCUGGAUCGGGAGAGAGGUUUCAUGAAGAGCAAGGAGGUUGGUGAUAUCUACGCUACCAGAGAGCCUGGUGAUGCUUUCCAUGAUCGUAUCCGCGCUUGUCUCACCCUUCAUGAUGAGAGUGUCAAGGUAUGUCUUUCCAUUCUUUUUAAGGAAAGUGUUUAG